Molecule: messenger RNA, 1763 nt
Organism: Portunus trituberculatus (swimming crab)
Lineage: Eukaryota; Metazoa; Arthropoda; Malacostraca; Decapoda; Portunidae
Product: putative protein tag-52
Exons: 9
Coding region: 234-1625 (463 amino acids)
Biological process (GO): intracellular signal transduction
Cellular component (GO): cytoplasm
Molecular function (GO): guanyl-nucleotide exchange factor activity
Source: RefSeq, a predicted model, not a curated record
CCACCAAGGAGGCCCAGACCGAGACCUAAGCGGGUGUUCAUUAUUUACAUCCUGGGACGCUACAAAUUUAAAGGCUGUAGUUUGAAAAGUGCCACAUUUUCUCACAUUUAAGCCACAUAGGAGGGUGCCAGGAGGGUUAGCGUGCUCUGAUGGGUAAAAGGUGACACACUGAAGAGAGAGAGAGAGAGAGUAGCAGUGGAUGGAAGAACAAGAAGAAGAAGAGAAGAACAAAGAUGGCGGACAAGAUGAGACAGAAGGUGGUGGAGGAAAUAUUAGCAACGGAGGCAACUUACCUUAGACAACUCGAGAUUCUGGACAAGUAUUUUGUUCAGCCGAGUCUAGAGAAGAAAAUCCUGCCCACCUCAGUCCACCACACAGUCUUUGGGGGGCUGGCAGCACUGCAGGAGGUCAGCCGAGAACUCUACCAUGCACUCCUGCCGGGGAAGAAGGAGGAGGAGGAGGAGGAGGAGGAGAAGGAUGUUGGUAGAAUAUUUUUACAGCUUGCUCCGUUUCUGAAAGCUUAUUCCUCCUAUGUCAAGAAUUACCAGGCUGCGUUGGAUAUGAUUGUGCAAUGCGAGGGGCGGCACAGCUCAGUGAGGCAGUGGGUGGCAGCAACAGAGUGCCGGCCGGAGGUUCAGACCAAGCUGCCGGCCCUUCUCAUCACCCCAGUACAGCGCAUCCCUCGCUACCUCCUCCUCCUGGGCCAGCUGCUCCACCACACACCCUCACACCACCCUCACAGACACAGUAUUGCUAGGGCGGUGGAGGAGGUGGAGGGAGUGGCUCGGUUUGUGGACAGCAGCAUUAGCGAGGCGGAGAAUUAUCAGAGAGUGUUGAUGAUCCAGCGGGCUUUGAAGGGAGGCCGGCCAACGCUCAUGGCUCCUGGACGCUCGCUGAUUAAGGAAGGACUGCUGUAUAAGAUGGCUCGAAAUGGAAGCUCAUCACACCCAAGGCUGUUUUUCCUCUUCUCUGAUGUUAUCAUGUACACGAAACUACCUCCAGGCGCCUCCCCCCUCUCACACACCCAUAGAGACACCACCACCACCACCACCACCACCACAGCACCACCACCACCACCAUCACCCUCAGCACCAGUGUCACCAUCACUCGCCACAGCCACAGCAGACUACCGGCCACACUCCCUGGAUUUCUGCUGUGUUCUGCCGCUGCGUCACUGCGUCAUCAUCCCCUUGCUGGGCAGUGGAGAGAGAGAGCUGUUUAGGAUAAAGUGUGAAUCGGAGGACCUGCUUCUGUACAGCGCGGAGGAGGUGGGAGGAGGUGGAGGGGAGUGGGUGGCAGCGCUGAGGGGGGCGGUGGAGCAGGCGGUCAGGAAGAGGAAGACGCUGCGGAAAGACUCAAGCUCUCGGAAACCACUGCGGCGGAACGACCUUAAGAGAAAUGUGGAGAACCACACCACCACCACCACCACCACCACCACCACCACCACCCCCACCAGCUCCACCAAAUCCACAGGGCCGUCCAUAGCUAAGAUUCUCCACCAACUUCCUCCACUUGGCUUUCCCGAAGAAGUGGAUGGGUGGAGCUACUACUACUACUACUACUACUACUACUGCUACUGCUACUGCUACUACUACUGCUACUACUCCACUUUCCAGCAAGGUUAAAUCGCCUAAAAGUACUUAUUCUUCCACAUUUUGUUCUCCUUUUUCUUCUUCCACUAAAUCUAAGUUGUCUUCCACUUUUUGUUCCUCCUCCUCCUCCUCCUCCUCCUCCUCCUCCUCCUCCUCUUCUUCUUCUUCCAC